Messenger RNA from Acipenser ruthenus (sterlet), 4217 nucleotides. Its product is annotated as xylulose kinase. The record is from RefSeq and is a predicted model, not a curated record. NCBI's taxonomy places the organism in Eukaryota, Metazoa, Chordata, Actinopteri, Acipenseriformes, Acipenseridae. Gene Ontology annotation, cellular component: cytosol. Gene Ontology annotation, biological process: D-xylose metabolic process; xylulose metabolic process. Gene Ontology annotation, molecular function: D-xylulokinase activity. The transcript is spliced from 19 exons. The coding region runs from base 81 to 1667 and encodes 528 amino acids.
UUUUUUCUUUGGUUUCCGCUGACACAGGCGCAGUGACUGACAUCCAUUUACCCAAGCCUGUACGGUGCAUUCAAACUGAAAUGGCUUUACCGUCUGAUCGCUGCUACCUGGGAUUUGAUUUCAGCACCCAACAGCUGAAAGUGGUUGCUGUUGAUGACAACCUGACCAUUGUUCAUCAGAGUGCAGUGCAUUUUGACACAGAGCUUCCUGAAUACAGGACCCAGGGCGGUGUUCAUGUCCACAGUGACAGGUUAACUGUAACCUCCCCUGUACUCAUGUGGGUCAAGGCUCUAGAUUUGAUCCUGGGUAAGAUGAAGGCCUCUGGGUUUGAUUUCUCUUCUGUGAAAGCCUUGUCUGGAAGUGGGCAGCAACAUGGCAGUGUGUAUUGGAAAGAAGGCUCCCGUCAGAUCCUCCGGGACAUGUCACCUGAUAAGCCUCUGCAUGAGUUACUGGAGUCUUGCUUUGCAGUGACAGACAGCCCUGUCUGGAUGGACUCCAGCACCACUGAGCAGUGCCAGCACCUGGAGCAGGCGCUUGGAGGGGCACAGCAGCUUGCUGAUAUAACAGGGUCUCGGGCAUAUGAGAGAUUCACUGGAAAUCAGAUUGCAAAGAUUUGGAAGACAGAUCCUGGACACUACAAACAAACAGAGAGAAUAUCCCUGGUCAGUAGCUUUGCUGCUUCCUUGUUCCUUGGGGACUAUGCUGCUAUAGAUUACAGUGAUGGCUCUGGGAUGAAUUUAAUGGACAUCUCUAAGAAGGAGUGGGCACAGCACUGCCUGGGAGCCGUGGCACCUGGGCUGGGAGGGAAACUGGGCACCCCGCUGCCUUCAGUGGCAGUUCUGGGUUCUGUAUCGUCAUACUAUGUCCAGCGCUAUGGCUUCUCACCAGACUGUAAAGUAAUAGCUUUCACAGGGGACAACCCAGGGUCCUUGGCAGGGAUGAGACUCCAGGAAGGAGACAUUGCAAUCAGCCUUGGCACCAGUGACACAGUCUUCCUAUGGAUUCAGGACCCCAGACCCACAGUGGAAGGACAUAUCUUUUGCAAUCCAGUUGAUAGCCAGGCCUACAUGGCAUUGAUAUGUUUUAAAAAUGGCUCCUUUACCAGAGAGAGAAUCAGAGAGGAAUGUGCAGGAGGAUCAUGGGAAGAGUUUUCAAAAGCUCUGAAGGCCACACCUGUUGGGAAUAAUGGCAACAUAGGAAUUUAUUUUGAUGUAAUGGAGAUUACCCCAGCAGCCGUGGGGGUUCACAGAGUUAAUGGGGAAAACGACAGGGUGGCAGGCUUCCCGGAGGAGGUUGAGGUCAGGGCUCUAAUUGAGGGCCAGUUCCUGGCAAAGAGAGCUCAUGCUGAGAAACUGGGCUAUAAAAUAUUACAAGAAACUCGAGUCCUGGCAACUGGUGGAGCAUCUUCAAACAAGGACAUCCUGCAGGUCCUGGCAGACGUAUUCAAUGCCCCGGUGUACACAAUUGACACUGCUAAUUCAGCCUGUCUGGGAUGUGCAUACAGGGCCUUGCACGGGCUUGUAGCUGAAAUGGGAGUUUGCUUUGCUGAAGCUGUACAAAUGGCACCAGAACCAAAGCUUGUAGUGACUCCAACACCAGGAGCAGAGAAGGUUUAUGAGCGACUGCUGAAGAGGUACACAGAACAGGAGCAGAGAGCAUUUCUCUGAAUCAAAGCCAUGAAUAACCCAGUCUAACAGCCUUGCUCCUGCUUUAUCUGCUUACAAAGAUACUGAUUUUCAUUCAGUGCUAAAUGACAGAAGGUCACAAGGUAGCAUUGUAGACAUUACAGAGCGCUUUAUGUGGCUGAGGAAAAAAAGUUACAAGAAAUAGAUGCCUACAAUUAUUUAUUUCAGCAUUGCUAAUUCAAAAGUAUUCAUACCCAUACCCUGACAAGGAAAUUGAAAUUAAUAGCUAGUUGAGGCACCUUUAGCAAUAAUAGCCUUUUUUAAAUUAUUAGGAUAUUUGUCAGUGAGCUUUUGGCAUGAUUCCAUGCAGUACCCGACCUGUGGUUGAAAUGGAAACCCCAGUCCCACUUGCAGCCAGUUUACUUUGAAUAUCUUUGGAAGUCAAUCUCGGAUUGUUAUUAACCUUCCUCACAAUUCUUCUACUUGUUCUUGGUGAAAGAACAUUCAUUCUUCCAGGCCGAGGGGGGCGUUGUGACAGUACCAUGAGUCUGUACUUCUUGAUAAUAAAAACAAUAGCUGAAAUUGGGAUACUCAAAUGCUUGGAAAUCUUCUUGUAUCCUUCUCCAGUUUUAUGACAAUAAAUUUUCUGCCUAAGGUCUUCAGAUAGCUCUUUACUUUUUCCCAAAUUGACUUAAUGACAAUGACAGCAGUCAUCCUAUGCCUAACCCUUUUAUCUAAGAAUGUUCACCUACAAUUUUCUAGACUUUUCUGGAAUUAGGUUCUGCAUUAUCAUAUUGACAUUUCUAGCACCAUGUAGACAAUACCAUCAUAGCAUCAAAGUGUAUGAAUACUUUUGAAUUAGCAUUUAUGAAAAAAAAUGCUGAAAUAAAUAAGCUAGAUAAGUAGAUAUCUAUUUCUUGUGACUUUUUUUCCUCAUCCACAAAAGCAUAACUUUUACAACAAAAGUGUAGUAUAUAUUUCUGUGUGUGAAAGUAACUAAAUUGAAAUGUACAGGGGGGAAUCUUAAACCAUUCUCUGUGUCUUCUUGGUUUCUGGUCACAAACUCCCCCACUGACAAAGAAUGCUUUUAAAUACUGGACAAAUGGCUUAUCUUCAUGAUCGCUGAAUGACUCUCUUGGCGCCGCAAGCCAGACAGUUCUGGGUGCUUUGACACCCAAGACAGGAACCAGUCCAUCAUAUAAAUCCAGCUGACAGGGGGUGGAAUAGCAGACCAAUGCAGAACAAGGGGCCGCGUCGGAAUGAGAACAACCAAUGAGAAACACUCCACGUGGACUCAGGCACCGCCCAAAAUAACCAAACUAUCCAAUCACAGGGGUAAAGAGAACAUUACAAAAGUAUGAGCGCGACACUCAAACAGGGCUCCCGACACGAAAUCCAAGGUUCUGAUACACAAACCAGUCUUUGAACUGUGACAAUCUGGAGAUCCAGCCUGCGACCAGCUGGAACAGAGGUACCGUUUUCAGACACUCUAAUACAAGAUAACUAUUAUAGUGUUUGCCUUGGUGUGGGAGUCCGCUGCGUAAGACAUCUAAAAUCAUAAAAGUACUUGUAAUCAAAUCUCUAACUUCUCUAGCCCCGAUUGAUCACCGGAGAAAGAGUUGGAUGAACAUUUGAAGUCGACAUAAAUUGAAAUAUAUUCAAUUUAUUGAGCUAGCAGUGCCAGAGUUUGCGGUGGACUAUCCCAGACAUAACCGGACGAAGAGUGCACAUAUUGGUGGAGGAAUUGCUGUUUAAGUGGAAUACCUAAAUAGUUAAUGACUGGUUCUUUUGCAAAGACAUUUCUUUCAUACCCUGAAGUGGAGACGAAAGGCGAAGAAGGCAGACCCCCGGAACCUGGACCUGUCCUUGCCAGCAGGAGAGCCUUCGAGCUCCUGUAUUGUUGAAGACACAGAUCAGCUGGAUGAGGCAGCGCACGUCCGUUAAGUAUUCAAAGAGUAGUGUUUUAAUCCUGUUAUGAACUCGAGAUUAAGCAGACCUUAAAGUAAAAUUCAUGUUUUGUUUUAAGUGGAAUGUAAGAAAAGUAUUAUUGCUUUCAAUUCAUGCUUUGAGUUAAUGAACACUAUAAUAUUUGUUUUUAUGUGAUUUAUACAAAUUGAUGUGGGUUUUAGAAGGCAAUUGUCAUUCUGCGUUAGAAGCUAGAAUCCAAAUUUAGCUGUCUUGAUAAUAGAUCAUUCUUGAUAGGUUGUCUGGACGCAAAGAGCGUCUUUAUCUCGCAAGAGUGAGAAUUGCCUUCUGAACCAAAAUUAUACAUAUGAGACUGAUUUAACGAUGCUUUGAUUAUCAAAUAUUAACGAAAGUAAAUAUUUCUGUUACUAACGAUAACCCAGUUAAGACUAACCUUCAUCUUAAAUAGCUGUCAGGAAUGCAAGUUGUAACCUUUAAGGGAAUCUCCCAUAGAUUGCGUUGGAUCGCUAAUCAACCAGCGGGAGUGGGGUGUCGUUGUUUAAACUUUCUUUUCUGUACUGUUUAGUUUAGUUAAUUCUUUUCUGUAUUACUUUAGCUUAGUUGUUGCACCUUUAAUUGUUCCUUUAUGUAAUUUUAUUUCUAAUAAAACUGUUCCUUUGUAUUCAC